Messenger RNA from Hyalella azteca, 1998 nucleotides. RefSeq names its product teneurin-a-like. Gene Ontology annotation, biological process: cell migration; cell-matrix adhesion; integrin-mediated signaling pathway. Gene Ontology annotation, molecular function: integrin binding. The transcript is spliced from 9 exons. The record is from RefSeq and is a predicted model, not a curated record. Gene Ontology annotation, cellular component: cell surface; integrin complex; focal adhesion. Bases 111 to 1283 code for a protein of 390 amino acids. Lineage: Eukaryota; Metazoa; Arthropoda; Malacostraca; Amphipoda; Hyalellidae.
GGGAUGUUCUCGAUAAACUUGGAAAGCGUGAACAAUAUUCUGGAUUCAAAAUUGAUAUAUACAUAAUUAUUAUACUAUAUCCAUAUAUAUAUAAUUUCCAAAACUUGAAUAUGAAAAUUUCGACAAUUCUUGAAAUAAUUUUUCCUAUCAUGCAAAUUUUUGCAUGGGGAUUCUUCGUAUCUGGAAGUUUCGGUCAUGGACCCGUGCUCGUAAGAUCAGAAGGAGCGGGAGUCGAAGCUGGAAUGAGCUUGGCCAGCUUGCAGCAGAGCGCCUCUAGAGUGCAACGCAGCGACCCAGAGCAGCGUCUUGAGCGCCAGAAACUUCGCGAGGCUCGCAGAGAAGAGAGAGAACGCAGCAGGAGGCAAAGACUUGAGCGUCGCCAGCACAGGCACCAGCAAGCGUCUACGGAUCGUCCAGCGGUGGACAAUAAGCGUCACUCUAGGGCAGACGACAUUCAGUGGAUGAAGGCCAACUUGUCGUCGUUGUGGGCUACGGUGAGGGAGCUGCAGAACAACCAGGCACACCUCCUGCGCAGCUCUGCUGGUCACGAGCCGAUUGUAACUAACAGCCUAAGUGCUACUGGGAUGCCCGGUGUGGCAUCGCCUUGCUCCCCCGAGCUGUCGGCAGAAGAUUGCCCUGACGACGACGAGUUGCAGUGCAGGCUUGGCGGCGACGAGCUGACGUGCUCGGGACGAGGCGAGUGUUGCUGCGGCCAGUGCUUGUGUCAGCUGCCAUACUUUGGAACUUUCUGCGAGUGUAACAGCGAUCUGUGCCCCAUGCACGACGGCGUCGUGUGCAGCGGGUCAGGGUCGUGCUCGUGCAGCUCCUGUGAGUGCGACGCAGGUUUCACGGGCCCCGCGUGCGAGUGUCCCUCCCACGACGGCCGGUGCCGGGACCAAGAUGGCGGUCUGUGCAACAACCAUGGCACCUGUCACUGUGGUAGAUGCGAAUGCUUUAGCAGUUACUUGGGUGAGCUGUGCGAGCAGUCGCUGUACUCGGCAGGGCUGUGCGAGGAGCUGAAGCCGUGCGUGCUGUGCAGCGCCCUGGGCCGCCCUCUGCCGCAGUGCAGGACCUGUGACCUCAUCACCGUCGAGCUCACCACCGAACUCCAGCCGUCGCAGAAGCUGUGCCGCAUGGUACACUCGGGGUGCCUGCUGCGCUAUUCCUACGAAGCUGCUGAGGAGGGCCAGUUCCUCGUAGCCGUCCCUGCCAGCGUCAUUGAAGACUUCAGGAACUGUGACGAACAAAACAGAAACAGAGUUUCUGUUUCGCGACGAAAUUGAACUCUUUAGUAAUAGAAAAGUGUCUGUUAUUCUGUUCAGUCACUACACGGCACUCGACACCGAUAACGACGCUCAGAACUCGGACGUAAAUGAUGACUGCAGAGCUUAGGAAGAUCUCGUCUGCAUCAAUUCAGUUAUCUUCAGAUCCUUCUAAAUUUGACAUUUAGGUAACAUCUCUAUUUUAACCAAAUAUACUAUGUCCAAAUUUCACCUAUAUAUCGUAUAGCAUUGCCCACAACUCAGUUCAAGUAAGUUAGACGGUUUGUAUCAGUUCGGUAUAGUGAGAAUUGGAAACUAAGAUUAAAUGCGUUGGGUUCGAAUUUCAUGUUAAUUACAUUUUUUAACAGUCGGUAAAUUUAUUUGAAGCCUGGGACUAGCGCUGGAUUUGUGGAGUUUGUUCGGUCGAAUAUCCACGAUAUUCAUCGCAUAGGAGUAUUAUACGAGAAUACAAUUCUAUUUCACAUGAUGGAAUCAAGAGACUCUGAAACCUGGAGUUUAUGUUAGAUAAAAAAAAAUCGAUAGGUCUGCGGGUGUGAAUUUAAAAUUAACGGGAUUUAUGAUGUCUGGGAGACGAAAUUCGGGAUGGCGUGUAUCAGAAUGUUAGGAUACGGGAUUCGGAAUUCUCAACUCAAUGGAUUAUCUAUCUCGGCACUGCUCGGUUAGGUUAACUUUGUAUAAAUGAGGUAGUCUAAAAAUACGUAACUACUUCCUACUG